Molecule: messenger RNA, 702 nt
Organism: Staurois parvus
Lineage: Eukaryota; Metazoa; Chordata; Amphibia; Anura; Ranidae
Source: the annotation of a GenBank genome assembly
AUGAUGGUGGGUUCCUCGUCAUGUCCAACCAGCAGGACCACUGGUCCCAGUUCCUUCUUCAUGAGGAAAGAAUCCUACGACUACCAGUCCCUGUGCGCCCCCAAAACUGAGAGCAACAAAGGUGCCGCCCCCCGGGGGAUCUUCGUGCCAACGAUCGGCGACAUCCUGAACCUGGCGUGGUUGUCAUCGGCCGCGGCGUGGUCCGUAUUCCAGUCCCUCAUCUACAGCCUGGCGUACAGCACGUGGAUGCAGGCGGAUGACAUCAUGGCGGAAGGGGUGGAGCCACGGGAGGCCAGCUGUAUAAUGAAGCAGACGCAGUAUUACUUCAGCAACAUCAACUCCACGUACUCGGCGGUCAUUGACUGCGGGCCCUGCUCCCGAUACUUUCAUGCCCAGCGACUGUCGAACACCAAUCUGCUGUUUGUGGUGGCGGAGAAGCUGAUGUGCAGCCAAUGUGACAUCAUGAAGCUGGAUCAAGCGGAGACGCGGUCGGAAGGUCCGGAGCAGUGCGAACUGGUUCAGAUGCCUCGAUACCGAAAAGGUCCUCAUGUCUGCUUCGACUACAACCAGAUGGAGGACACGUCAGACUGCGGCAGAGGCUCCAUGUUUCGACCGUCUUGGCUCUUGCUGAUCUUUCUACAGUCGCUUCUCCUGUGCCUGGUUUCCGGCUCGACGUCGUCCACCACCGGUAGGGGGCUCUAG